Cucurbita maxima (winter squash) is the source of this 2720-nucleotide messenger RNA. RefSeq names its product transcriptional corepressor LEUNIG-like. Lineage: Eukaryota; Viridiplantae; Streptophyta; Magnoliopsida; Cucurbitales; Cucurbitaceae. Gene Ontology annotation, molecular function: protein binding; transcription corepressor activity. The coding region runs from base 518 to 2434 and encodes 638 amino acids. The transcript has 16 exons. The record is from RefSeq and is a predicted model, not a curated record.
CCAUUCUGCUGCUUUCUACUGUUGCAUUGCUAUAUUCGACAUUUUAUUUGAUUUCAUUUCAUUUCAUUUAUUCUUCUCUAUUGUUCUUCAUUGAAUCCGUAGUUUGAAGAGCAUAAAAUUUUGCUUUGAUUUGAUUUGAUUUUCUUGGCGGGGUUUGUUUACUACUGAUUUAUUUGUUCUUCUUGCCGUUCGGAUGUCGUAUUAUGCUUCAUCUGCUCUAUGUUUUUCUUUUUCGCCCUUUGAUUCGUGUUCCCUUUCGAUCAUAGUGUUUUUUUUUUGGGAGAAGGAACUGAUAUUGCCCAUUUUGAAAUGGGCACUUCGCCCAUUUUUUUGCUUUCCCCCCUUUCUUUGAGGUGAUGGGAUUCGAAUCGAGAGGAUUUGUUGGCAUCUUGAGCGCUCGAUUUCCACCUGGUUUUGCUCUGUUCUUGAAGUCUGUGCCCUCGUCGCUUUUGAGGGACAACUUCUGUUGUUUGUUUAUUUGUUGAACUGGCUGGAUGCUUAUAUCUAUGAUUAUCUCAUGAAAAGAAAACUAUAUGCUUCUGCAAGGUCUUUUCUGGAUGAAGGGAAACUUUUUGUGGAUCCAGUGGCUUUUGAUGCGCCUGGUGGUUUCCUAUUGGAAUGGUGGUCUGUGUUUUGGGACAUUUUUAUUGCCCGCAUAAAUCCACAGCACUCAGAAGCUGCUGCAUCUUACAUCAAGUCUCAGUUAACGAAGGAAGGAGAUUUGCAGCUACAACAACAAUAUCAUUUGCAGAAUUCUCAGCAGAGUACUUCAACCGCUAAUAGGCUUGUUAUGAACAAUUCAUUCAAUAUACAGAACCCUUCAGUAGCAAAUAAAAUGGCUUCAAAAAUGUCUGUGGAGAAUUCUUCUACACUUCCUAUUGAAAGGGAUGCACUUGCCAAUGUGCUCCCAAAGAAAAGAUUCCUCAAACAUGUAAGCCAGCCUCCAGCCUCAAUGUUUGGAACAGCUGCCUUGAAUGCUCAACCUCUGAGCCAGAGCCGAACAGCGGGGGACAAUUCAAAUAGUAUUGAUACUCAAUAUCAUAGCCAACAGCUUCCAGGAUCCAAGAAUUUGAAAGGUGAGAUGAAGUCAAUUAUGAACUCCAGAGUUGGCAUGACGGAAGGAAUUGCUGAAUCAAAUCAGGGCACUAGUCGUUUGCCUUUGAAAGGAUGGCCUUCAACUGGAUUGGAUCCUCUAAGCUUGGGGCAUCUGCAACAACCCAAGUCAUUCAUCCAAUUACCACAUACUUCCAAUCGAUUUCAGCUGGAGCAUCCACUGAUGUUUCAGGCACCUCAAAGCUUGGAAGGAGUACCUUCUGCCAAUGUGGCAUGUAUAAGACCGGGAGUGCCUUUAAGUCAAAAUCUGAAUACAGGGAAGGAUAGCCAAUUAUGUUUUAUCGGUGUGUCUGAUGGCGAUUCACUGGCACCAGAUUGUCAUCCUGUUUUGCCUCAUGCUGAUAUGGAUUGUCUCAUGGAUGAUGGACCAUCAGAUUAUGUGGAGUCUUUCCUAUCUCCUAUGGUAUCAGACGAGAGAGAUAAUGCAGCUGAAGGCCCUGCACUGAAGGAAAUUCGUGCAGUUUCUGCAAGUACAAGUAAAGUUGAAUGCUGCUGCUUCUCAUCUGAUGGAAAACUACUUGCUAGUGGUGGGCAUGACAAAAAGGCUACAGUGUGGUGCACAAAGUCCUUCAAAGUGAGGUCUACACUUGAUGAACAUUCGCAAUGGAUAACUGAUGUUUGCUUUAGUCCAAGAACAUUAAAGAUUGCAACAUCUUCAAGUGACGGGACUGUCAAGGUUUGGGAUGUUGAUAAUCAUGGCCAAUCACUUCGGACUUUUACUGGACAUUCUACUGGAGUCACAUCAUUGGACUUUCAUCCUAGUAAACAUGAUCUCAUUUGUUCUUCUGAUAUUAGUAGCGAGAUUAGGUACUGGAGCGUUAAAAGUGGUAGCUGUGUUGGCAUUUUUAAGGGUGGUGCGACAAAGUUAAGGUUUCAACCUAAUAAUGGAAGAAUGCUUGCUGCAGCAAUGGGAAAUGUUGUUUCCAUAAUUGACAUAGAAACCCAAGUUUGCAGGCUUAAAUUACAGGGUCACAAAAACCAAAUUCAUUCUUUGUGCUGGGAUCCUUCUGGUGAAUAUCUAGCAUCUACAAGUGACGAUCAAACUAAAGUAUGGAAAUUUGGCUCUGGCAGCAAAGGAGACUGCAUUCAUGAGUUGAACUGCAAUGGAAACUCAUUUUAUGCCUGCGUUUUUCAUCCCACCGAUACGUCUCUUUUGAUCAUUGGCUCUCAUGAGUCACUGAAGCUUUGGGACAUGACAGAAAACAAGACAAGAACGACACUGCGUGCUCACGACAAGCUGGUAUCAGCCUUGGCAGCAUCAAAUGUUUCUGGUUUAGUUGCUUCAGCGAGUCACGACAACUGCGUCAAGCUGUGGCAGUAACGAAAUCUACGAGCUCUCUUCUCCACUCCAACCAAAUUACUAUCAUAAGAUCGUAUGUUGAGUGUCGAUAUCCAUACAUCGACGUCUUUUUUGCAUGUAGAUGGUGACGAACUAAAGCCAAAAGUUGUGUCUAUUGAUAUUUUCUUGGGCGUGUACUGUAAAAAGGAAAGAAAAAACAAAUAUCCAGACACAGCUUCAUAGCAAACUCUUGGUUGUGUGUGCUUUUGAAACGGUCAACACAAUCUGUUGCAAGUCAAUAUAUCCAUUGCCAGCCUCAAAUCUCUGA